Suillus subaureus is the source of this 456-nucleotide messenger RNA. RefSeq lists its product as uncharacterized. The transcript has 3 exons. NCBI's taxonomy places the organism in Eukaryota, Fungi, Basidiomycota, Agaricomycetes, Boletales, Suillaceae. The record is from RefSeq and is a predicted model, not a curated record. The coding region runs from base 1 to 456 and encodes 151 amino acids.
AUGUCAACAAACGCACCAGUCAAGCUGAAUAUCAGUGAUUUACCAUCAACUUCACGUUGCCCUGUUCACUGGCAUGCCAGCCUUAAUAAUACUAUGUGUCACUCUGGUAGCAGUAUUUCGGACUUGUAUGACAUAGUCAACACUAUCAGGUCAAUGAUGAUCAGUGAUGCCGAUAAUCUUGAAGUGAACCUUGUCCUGGACCUCGCAAGGGCAAGAUGGGAUGUCGUCAACGCAGAGAAAGUGCUUGCUGACUGUGUGGUCUGCAAACACGAAGUCUUGGCAAAUCUCUCCAAGCACAAAUUCAAUAUUUCGAAGCAGAAGCUCACCAAGGCGGAUGUAGGAAUAGCUCACAUGCAGAUAACAUUUCAAAAACAUGGUCUCUCUCACCACAGACCCGCACAGAGUGUUUUGCAAGAAUCACUCGAAUGUCAUCACAUCACGGUCCAGCUAGAUUAA